This is a messenger RNA of Lampris incognitus (smalleye Pacific opah), 1393 nucleotides long. It is a transcript of the gene gnpda1, whose product is annotated as glucosamine-6-phosphate deaminase 1. Lineage: Eukaryota; Metazoa; Chordata; Actinopteri; Lampriformes; Lampridae. The record is from RefSeq and is a predicted model, not a curated record. The transcript is spliced from 6 exons. Gene Ontology annotation, cellular component: cytoplasm. Gene Ontology annotation, biological process: carbohydrate metabolic process; N-acetylneuraminate catabolic process; N-acetylglucosamine catabolic process. Gene Ontology annotation, molecular function: glucosamine-6-phosphate deaminase activity; identical protein binding. Bases 301 to 1131 code for a protein of 276 amino acids.
GCGCACGCACCCAGAUCCAUAAAGAAUAGACGGCAUUUCAUCGUAAAGGUUAAUCAGUACGUGUACUUUUAACAACUUGCACAUUCAAAAAACGAUCUGGUAAAAAGGGCAACGCCGGUCUUUUAUAUUUAUCAUCCAUACUACAUAUAGGCUGAUCGCGCUGACGCCGUCCCUUCCUGUCAUAUGAUGUGCUCUUGUCGAGUAUAAAGUCUGAUCUAACGAGGUGCUGCUUUGAAUCACUUGGGAGAAAAACUCGUUCAGUCACGCCAUCGCUUUACUCUUCGAUAUUUGCCUACGACCAUGAAGCUGAUCAUCCUCAAUGACUACGAGCUGGCGAGUGAAUGGGCUGCAAAGUACAUCAGAAACAAGAUUCUACUUUUUAAUCCUGGUCCAGACAGAUACUUUACUAUGGGACUCCCCACAGGAAGCACCCCCCUGGGUUGUUACAAGAAACUGAUUGAGUACUACAAGAAUGGAGAGAUCUCUUUCCAGUAUGUGAAGACAUUCAACAUGGACGAGUAUGUAGGUCUUCCCAGAGAUCAUCCAGAAAGCUACCAUUCCUUCAUGUGGAAUAAUUUCUUCAAGCACAUUGACAUAAAAGCAGAGAACACCCACAUCCUUAAUGGCAAUGCUGCCAGUCUUGAGGAGGAGUGCCAGUCCUUCGAGGACAAGAUAAAGGCUGCUGGAGGAAUCGAGCUCUUUGUUGGAGGUAUUGGACCAGAUGGCCACAUUGCCUUUAAUGAACCUGGUUCAAGUUUGGUCUCCAGGACCAGGGUGAAGACUUUGGCAAGGGAAACCAUCAUUGCAAAUGCCCGGUUCUUUAAUGGAGACCUCUCAAAGGUUCCCACCAUGGCACUGACUGUGGGAGUGGGUACUGUCAUGGAUGCUAAGGAGGUCAUGAUUCUCAUCACGGGAGCACACAAGGCAUUUGCUUUAUACAAAGCCAUAGAGGAGGGUGUGAAUCACAUGUGGACUGUAUCUGCAUUUCAACAGCACCCACAAACGGUGUUUGUGUGUGAUGAGGAUGCCACUCUGGAACUGCGGGUCAAAACUGUGAAGUACUUUAAAGGGAUGAUGCAUGUACACAACAAGUUGGUUGACCCACUCCCAUUUGCCUCUAAGAGAAGCUGAUCGGCUGUUUCCUAAACGAAAAUAUGCAGCGAUUUGUAACCCAACUUCAUAUUCCAGAGGGAAAUCGUCCUUCCACGAGGGAGUGUAACAAGCAGUGUUUGGAGAACAAUACUGUAACCAUACAUCUGUCGAGAAAUCUGUGAUUGUAACACAUCCAUUCCUGCCUUAAUCAUGCAGAUAAGGGCUUUUAAGAGUUUUAAGUCGAAUGUUCGUACUGACUUGUUUUUCCAGUUGUAAUAAUAAAAAUGAGAAAAUAAUUUCA